This is a messenger RNA of Talaromyces rugulosus, 1755 nucleotides long. RefSeq lists its product as uncharacterized. Lineage: Eukaryota; Fungi; Ascomycota; Eurotiomycetes; Eurotiales; Trichocomaceae. The record is from RefSeq and is a predicted model, not a curated record. The transcript is spliced from 5 exons. Gene Ontology annotation, biological process: transsulfuration. Gene Ontology annotation, molecular function: cystathionine gamma-synthase activity; pyridoxal phosphate binding. The coding region runs from base 1 to 1755 and encodes 584 amino acids.
AUGCUCCAGGCGAUUGGAGGGACCGUCCCUCCAAACACUGAUCACGCGGUCAGUGUCUCUCUUCCCACAUGGAAGAGCAAUGUCGGUUACGAAGAAGGAGAGGAAUGGGUCGUUGGCCAGAUGGAAUGCGGCUACCCAAGGUUCAUGGUGCACCCGUUGAUCCAGAACCUCGUGAAAGAGAUAAUACAACGUGUUGGAAAUCCAGAGUCGGAAUCAGCAACGGUUUUUCCUUCUUUGAAGACAGCACAGUUAUGCAAGGACUUUCUUGUAUCGAAGAUACCCGCGGAUCAAUCCUCUAAGCUUCGUAUCGUUAACUUCGUCCCCUCUGCCAAAGCCGGAAACGCUGAUGUGAUAUCGCGACUAUAUGCUAUCAUCUACCCAAAGGAAUAUGCCAGCGUCGCCAAACAAGUAUGGCAACACAGUGGACAUGGGAUUUCUAGUCGUCGCGGCGAAUUCUGCUUGAACGCCUUGAAGGAUGGAUAUCUGGUCGAGGAUACUGCUGAAGCGUCAGAGGGAAAGAACUCGGUUAUCUCGAAAGGCCCUAGGCGGUAUCAACAACGAAGCUCUGCUUUAAAGGAGUCGCCUCCGUCAAACCCACCGGAAGGCCGGGAAUAUGCACAAUUCAUUGAGGAACGAUUUGGCCGAAAUCUCAGUUCGGCCUUGGCCGAUGAUGCUAAGAGAGCUGUACGAAGACGAAUUGCAGGCUCACUGACUUCCAAUGCCGAUCUCUCCGAAGCGUUGGAAAGCAAACCUUCGCAUGGUAGGGUUGAAGGCUUAACUGAAGACGAUGUGUUUCUUUACCCGACGGGGAUGACGUCCAUAUUCUCCACCCAUCAAAAUCUUUUGAGUGCUUGGGGUGAUAAGAAAAGCAUCUGUUUUGGUUUCCCAUAUACCGAUACAUUAAAAAUAUUACAGAAAUGGGGCGCUGGUUGCUUAUUUUACGGCCAUGGUUCGCAGGCAGAUCUCGAGGAUCUGGAAGGGCGCCUAGAAGGGGGUGAGAGGUUUUUGGCGCUCUUUGCGGAAUUUCCAGGAAACCCAUUAUUGAAAUCUCCAGACCUGAAACGAAUUCAUGAGCUCGGGCAAAAGUAUGAUUUUGCUGUCGUGGUGGAUGAGACUGUCGGCAACUUUAUCAACGUGAACGUUCUGCCGCUCGCGGAUGUUGUGGUCAGCAGCCUGACAAAAAUCUUUAGUGGUGACAGCAAUGUCAUGGGAGGGAGUGCAGUCCUCAACCCUCAUGGGCGCUAUUACCAAGAUCUGAAGACGACAUUCCAGUCAAACUACGAAGAUAACAUAUGGGUUGAAGAUGCCGUUUUCCUAGAGAGGAACAGCCGCGAUUUCGUUGUAAGGAUCGAGAAGAUCAAUAAAACAACAGAAUUUGUCACAGACAUUCUCAAAGCGUCUCCUUUAGUCAAGGAGGUCUAUUAUCCGAAGAACAGCCCUACAAAGCAUUUGUACGAUGCUUGCCGAUACCCUGACGGCGGAUACGGCGGUUUGUUUUCCGUGACAUUCCACUCGACUAAAGACUCUAUUACUUUCUUUGAUACUCUCGAAAUCCUGAAAGGACCCAGCCUCGGGACAAAUUUCACACUAGGAUCCCCGUACACGCUUUUGGCUCAUUACACCGAGCUUCCAUGGGCCGAGUCCUUUGAUGUUCCUUUCGAUUUGGUUCGAGUUAGUGUCGGAUUAGAAGAGCCGGAAGACCUUGCGAGCCGAAUCCGACGUGCAUUAAAUGCAGUGAAGCAGAACUCUGACUAG